Molecule: messenger RNA, 738 nt
Organism: Aspergillus puulaauensis
Lineage: Eukaryota; Fungi; Ascomycota; Eurotiomycetes; Eurotiales; Aspergillaceae
Product: NAD(P)-dependent oxidoreductase
Exons: 2
Coding region: 1-738 (245 amino acids)
Source: RefSeq, a predicted model, not a curated record
AUGCCUUCCUAUGCCGUCCUGGGAGCUACGGGCAAUACUGGCCGGGCGAUCGUCCAAGUACUGCUUGAUCGACCCGACGCCACAAUCCACGCCUACUGCCGGUCCAAGGAGAAACUGUACCGACUGUGCCCCGGCGCAGAAACCGCGAAAGCGCUUUCGAUCUUCCAAGGGCAUCUUGAUGACAAUGGCCUUAUCGAUGAAUGUCUCCGGGGGACCGAUGCCGUGUUUCUGGUAGUCGCCAUUGUCGAUAACAUGCCCGGCUGCUCCAUCGCCAUGCUGACGGCCCAGGCUGUUGUCGCGUCUCUGCAGCGUCUGCAAUCGUCGUCGCCCGGUAUAUGCCUCCCGCGCCUUGUUAUGAUCUCGUCGGCGUCUCUGGAACCCUCGUUCUGCGAUGACGUCCCCGCCCCUGUCCAUUGGAUCCUCAAGACCGCUGUCUCGCAUCUGUACCGGGACUUGGCUGCUGCGGAGACAUUCCUUCGGGCCCAGUCGGACUGGCUCUCGGCGACCUUUGUGAAGCCUGGCGGAUUGGUGCAUGAUGAGGCCCGUGGCCACGAGGUCCGACUUGAUAGGGCUCAGACGCCGCUCUCCUUUCUGGACUUGGCUGCGGGGAUGGUGGAAGUCGCAGAUGCUGAUGAUGGCCGAUAUCAUAUGCGCAGUGUUAGUGUUGUUCCGACGUCGAGAAAUAUAUAUAGGGGAGUAUCCGUUGCCGAAGGGGGAGAGUAUAUAGUCGGACCUUAA